UCCUAUAACAGUAAAUCUGAGCCCAAAAAGGAAAAGAAAAAGGACAAAGAAAAGGACAAAGAAAAAGGUGCAAAGGACAAAAAGGAAAAAGAAAAUAAAGAUAAUGGAAAAGAAAAGGAUAAAAAAGAACCUGAGAAGGAGAAAGAAAAGACAGAUAAAGACAAAGAUAAAGAUAAGGAUAAAGAGCCAAAGAAAGAAAUCUAUGUUAUUGACCCAUCUGGGAAUGCUUAUUACAACUGGCUAUUUUGCAUUACAAUGCCAGUAAUGUACAACUGGACCAUGAUUAUUGCAAGGGCAUGUUUUGAUGAACUUCAGCAAGACUAUUUGGAAGUAUGGUUCGUACUCGACUAUUUGUCUGAUGUAAUCUACAUAGCAGACAUGUUUGUGAGAACAAGAACAGGUUAUUUGGAACAAGGUCUAUUGGUAAGAGAUGAAGGCAAACUAAGAGACAAAUACAAAAAGACGUUACAAUUUAAGCUUGAUGUUUUGUCAAUCAUACCAACAGACAUACUGUAUUUCAAAUUUGGACUAAACUACCCAGAGCUCAGGUUAAAUAAAUUAUUCCGAGUUGCUCGAAUGUUUGAGUUUUUCCAACGAACUGAGACGCGGACCAACUAUCCAAACAUCUUUAGAAUAUCUAACCUCAUCAUGUACAUCGUAAUCAUUAUCCACUGGAAUGCUUGUGUAUACUACUCCAUUUCAAAAGCUAUAGGGUUUGGAGAAGAUACGUGGGUCUACCCUAACACCUCACACCCAGAAUAUGGCCGUUUGGCUAGAAAAUACGUUUACAGUCUCUACUGGUCAACACUAACCCUAACAACCAUCGGUGAAACACCACCACCUGUGCAAGAUUCUGAAUUCUGGUUUGUGGUUGCUGACUUCUUAGUGGGAGUAUUGAUUUUCGCUACUAUUGUCGGUAACGUUGGUUCCAUGAUUUCAAACAUGAAUGCUGCUAGGGCAGAAUUCCAAGGCAGAAUUGAUGCCAUCAAACAGUACAUGCAUUUCCGUAAAGUCAGUAAAGAUUUGGAAAAAAGAGUAAUUAAGUGGUUUGACUAUUUGUGGACAAACAAAAAAGCUGUUGAUGAAAGAGAAGUGUUGAAAUACCUACCAGACAAACUAAGAGCAGAGAUUGCUAUCAAUGUCCAUCUAGAUACAUUGAAAAAAGUCCGUAUCUUUGCAGAUUGUGAAGCUGGACUUUUGAUUGAAUUGGUCUUGAAGCUGCAACCUCAAGUAUAUAGUCCUGGAGAUUACAUUUGUAGGAAAGGUGAUAUUGGGAGGGAAAUGUACAUCAUCAAAGAGGGUAAACUUGCUGUUGUAGCAGAUGAUGGUAUUACACAAUUUGUGGUUUUAAGUGAUGGCAGCUACUUUGGAGAAAUUAGUAUUCUUAAUAUUAAAGGCAGUAAAGCUGGUAACAGAAGAACAGCAAAUAUCAAAAGUAUUGGAUAUUCUGAUCUCUUCUGCCUGUCCAAAGAUGACCUUAUGGAAGCUUUGACAGAAUAUCCUGAUGCAAAAGCCAUGCUAGAGGAAAAAGGAAGGCAAAUUUUAAUGAAGGAUGGCCUUCUUGAUUUAGAUGUUGCUAACUCUGGCAUUGACCCCAAAGACAUUGAGGAGAAGGUAGCUCACAUGGAAGGUUUGGUAGAUAACUUGCAAACCAAAUUUGCUAGACUGUUGGCAGAGUAUGACUCAGCGCAACAGAAACUUAAACAGAGAGUUUCCAAAAUUGAGAACAUGUUAAAGCCUGAGCCUGAAGUUUUGGAGGCUGCAGAUCCAGAAGCAGCAAAGCAAGAAACCGAGCCACCGCCAAAAGGAUAA
Messenger RNA from Staurois parvus, 1812 nucleotides. Lineage: Eukaryota; Metazoa; Chordata; Amphibia; Anura; Ranidae. The record is from the annotation of a GenBank genome assembly.